Messenger RNA from Tarenaya hassleriana, 913 nucleotides. Its product is annotated as enoyl-CoA delta isomerase 1, peroxisomal-like. Gene Ontology annotation, molecular function: enoyl-CoA hydratase activity; delta(3)-delta(2)-enoyl-CoA isomerase activity. The transcript has 2 exons. Bases 78 to 797 code for a protein of 239 amino acids. Gene Ontology annotation, biological process: fatty acid beta-oxidation. The record is from RefSeq and is a predicted model, not a curated record. Lineage: Eukaryota; Viridiplantae; Streptophyta; Magnoliopsida; Brassicales; Cleomaceae. Gene Ontology annotation, cellular component: peroxisome.
AGAUUAUCCAAAAUAACACGUAUUUGAGUUUUAAAUGGUCGGACAAAUAAAAUGAUCAUGUAGAGAGAGAAAGAGAGAUGUGUACGCUAGAGAAGCGUGGUCAACUCUUCAUACUGACAUUCACCGGCGACGGCGAGCACCGCCUCAGCCCCGCCGUUCUCGACGCCAUCCGCUCCGCCGUCCGCCGAGUCCGGUACGAUUCAUCGUCUUCCGAAUCGGUCCUCAUCACCACAGCUGAAGGCAAAUUCUUCUCCAAUGGCUACGACCUCAAUCUCGGUAAAUCAGAUCCCUCUCUUCUCCCCGUCAUGGACGCCAAACUUCGAUCUGUCGUCGCCGACCUCAUCUCCCUCCCGAUGCCGACUAUCGCCGCCGUCACCGGUCACGCUUCCGCUGCCGGAUUCAUCCUGGCUAUGAGCCACGAUUACGUCCUGAUGCGUCGCGACAGGGGAUUCCUGUACAUGAGCGAACUCGACAUCGACCUCGUGAUCCCGGAGUGGUUCAUGGCUCUGAUCAGGUUGAAGAUCGGGUCUCCGGCGGCGAAGAGGGACGUGGUGUUGACGGCGGAGAAGAUGACGGCGACAGCGGCGGUGGAGAUGGGAAUCGUGGACUCGGCUCACGGAUCGGCGGUGGAGACGGUUGAAGCCGCCGUUAGAUUGAGCGAGGAUCUUGUGAGACGAGGGUUUGAUGGACACGUGUACGGUCAGAUAAGGGAAAUGGUACUAAGAGAGGUUCUCGAUGUGAUUGGCUCACGUGAGCCUGCGUCCAGUGAGGUGCGUAACACUGGAUCGAAACUGUAGAACUAUUGUGUAAUAUAUUGUAUUGAAAGUUGUAGGCAUUUGAUUCCAUGUGUUAUGAUGUAUUUUCACGAUUACACAGAGUUCAUCGGAUUUGUUCGAAUUCGGGUUUGAGGUUA